Helicoverpa armigera (cotton bollworm) is the source of this 1198-nucleotide messenger RNA. It is a transcript of the gene slou, whose product is annotated as homeobox protein slou. The transcript is spliced from 3 exons. Gene Ontology annotation, biological process: regulation of transcription by RNA polymerase II; cell differentiation. Lineage: Eukaryota; Metazoa; Arthropoda; Insecta; Lepidoptera; Noctuidae. The coding region runs from base 262 to 1128 and encodes 288 amino acids. Gene Ontology annotation, cellular component: nucleus. The record is from RefSeq and is a predicted model, not a curated record. Gene Ontology annotation, molecular function: RNA polymerase II cis-regulatory region sequence-specific DNA binding; DNA-binding transcription factor activity, RNA polymerase II-specific.
UUUCUGUGCUCCCGGGUUCAGUAGUAGCCGAGUUGUGAGUAUCGGAUGUCGGGCCGGGCCGCACGUGUGCAGCUCGCAAGCGCACCCGCUCGAGCUCAGCUGACAUCAUAAUUGACAAAUUACAUAUUCCCAAAAAAUAAACAUUUAAUAUUAAUUGAACUUUUAGACACCCGUGUGCAGUGAAAGUGUUAAAAACUGAAGUGAACUGUCAUUGAACAUUCAAAUGUUUCGAGUAGAGAUUUUAAUAAAAUAGGCCUUGCUAUGACGAUGCUUGCGAUGGCGCGAGGAUCGGAGGAGCGUCGGGACAAGGCCGAGGACGAGGCGGAAGGGGAGACUGAGGCCAACGGGGAGGUGGACGUGGUGGGGGUUGAAGAGGCCGCGCCGGUGGACCUGACGCGGCGGCUGGGGCUCACCAGGCCCCCCGACAGGCCGGCCAUCGCCUUCUCCGUGGAGAACAUCCUGGACCCCACGAAGUUUACGGGACGGUCGGAGGUACCGCUGCGGUAUGAUGAGCAGUAUUGGAGGCCACAUUACGACCGGGAUGAUAGUGAUUCCGUAAAAGACCACCUCCAACACUCAGACAUAGAAGCAGACGAAGUGGAAACAGAUGACCAGACCUCAAACCUUGACGAUGACAUCUUAACACAAUCAGAUUUGGACGAAAACGGGGACCCCAAGAGCCCCACCAGUUCUAGCUCCAAGAAAGGCAAAGGAGGGUCUUCUAGAGACUCUAAGGGGGGCACAAAGCCCAGGAGAGCUAGGACGGCGUUCACGUAUGAGCAGCUGGUCUCCUUGGAGAAUAAGUUUAAGACCACGAGAUAUUUGUCCGUGUGUGAGAGGCUUAAUCUAGCGCUGAGCUUGAGUUUGACGGAGACACAGGUCAAAAUCUGGUUUCAAAAUCGCCGCACGAAGUGGAAAAAACAGAAUCCAGGCAUGGACGUGAACAGUCCGACGGUCCCACCACCUUCUGCCGGCGGCUUCCCAUCAGGGCCUUACCCUGGGGGCCUGCUGUACUCCCACGGGGUUCCAUACCCCUUCUCAGGACCUGGUCCUUACGCUCCCUACUUCCACCACUUGGCAGCGAAUCACCACCACUCGCAUGGCAGCCUGGGACAUUCUCACACGUGAUUAUGGCCGCGACCGGGGUCACAGGAUCCUAGGGUCGACAAGGAAAAUGAAACGAGUUGAAUGGAAAAUG